GGUCUCCUCGCCUCUGGCGCGGUGGGAGAAGGCCGGACUGAGAACCUCUGGAGCAGGCUCAGAUCCCACCAGCCCAACCUCCUAGGGAGCCAGCCUCGCUUGGCUUGAGCUUGUUUUGUUUGUUGUCUUUUCUUUUAAUCUCGCAUGUUUUAAAAACCUCUUAGAAUUUCUUGGCGAUUCGCAGUCAUGGAGGUAGCGCAGCUCAAGUACCUGGAGGAGGACUUCGGCCUGGCCAAAAGGAGAUACGCGGAGCUGCGCAGGCAGAAACGGAUCUUCAAUGCCAGGAACAGGAUCAUCGGGGGAGACACAGAAGCCUGGGACGUUCAGGUUUGUGACCAGAAGAUAAAAGAAGCAACUGAAAAAGCUAGACAGGAAACCUUUGCUGCUGAAAUGAGGCAAAAUGACAAGAUCGCAUGCAUAUCAGAAGACCGGGAAAGGAGAGAGAGGAAAAAUCUCUGUAAAGCUAUCAAUGAUUUCCAACAGAGCUUUCAGAAGCCAGAAACUCGCCGUGAAUUUGACCUCUCCAACCCCCUAGCCCUUAAGAAAGAUCUUCCAGCCCGGCAGUCAGAUAAUGAUGCUUGGAAUACAAUAUCAGGAAUGCAGAAAUUCAUGGGAGAGGAUUUAAACUUCUAUCAGAGGAAGAAAUUCCAAGAGGAACAAAACAGGGAAUGGUCCUUGCAACAGCAAAGGGAAUGGAAGGUUGCCCGCGCCAACCAAAAAUGCGCAGAGGAUCUCUACCUGAAGACAAGGCUGCAGUUUGACGAAACAGCCAAGCAUUUACAGAAUCUGGAAAGCACCAACAGAAAGGCGGUUUGUGCAGCUGUGAAAGAAUUCAACAAGAACCAGGCCUUGGAGUCAGCGGAAAAGAAAAUUCAAGAGAAAAAACAAGACCAAGAAGACAACCUGGCCGAGAUCUCCAACCUGCUGCGUGGGGACCUGCUCUCGGAGAACCCCCAGCAGGCAGCCAGCUCCUUCGGGCCCCAUCGCGUGGUCCCUGACCGCUGGAAGGGCAUGAGCCGGGAGCAGCUGGAGCACAUCCGCCUGGUUCAGAAACAGCAAGUACAGGAGAAGCUGAGGAUCCAGGAGGGAAGCUCCAGCGAGACAUGGAUUGGGACAGGCAGAGGGUCCAGCGGGCUCGUGCCGCCUUGCUGCUUGAGCGACAGCAGCAGCGCCAACAGCAUGACCUGCGCAGAGCCCUGGACUGCAACAACCUCGGCCUGGCCAAGGAGCAGCUUUCGCAGAAAAAAUAUAUGAAGGAAAUCUGUACAAAUCAUCUCACAGAAGAUUAUUUCGCACAAUUUAAUACAAGAAGUCGAUAAUGAAAAAGGCACCUUCUUUCCCUCUGAAUCGUUUACCUAUAAAGGGCAGUAACCUUGAAGAGUCCCAUCUGUUAAAAAAAAAAAGGCACUCUUUGGUCCAGAA
Lipotes vexillifer (Yangtze River dolphin) is the source of this 1422-nucleotide messenger RNA. RefSeq names its product RIB43A domain with coiled-coils 2 (gene RIBC2). NCBI's taxonomy places the organism in Eukaryota, Metazoa, Chordata, Mammalia, Artiodactyla, Lipotidae. The record is from RefSeq and is a predicted model, not a curated record. Bases 187 to 1254 code for a protein of 355 amino acids. The transcript is spliced from 9 exons.